UGCAUUGGAUGGUGUGCAAAAAUGAAAGUGGACAAAUAUAGUGGGACGGAGGGAGUAAUCAAUUAUUGAAUAUUCCUCCACGUCAGGGCGGAAAUGAGCGGGUCCCGCACAAAGCGCGCCCUAUAAAGCUGCCAGAUCAGCUCACUCUUCGUCGUCUCCAUGCUCCUGCCUUUGACUCUCCUCCCCACCUUCCGGCUUCCUCUCAUCAGAAGUUACAGACGCAAUUCUGUACCUCCGGCGAGCCAGAUCGGAGCGACGGGGAGAGGAAGAAUGACGGCCGGUGGCUUGUACAAAGACCCAAAUGCCCCCGUCGAGGAGAGAGUCAAAGACCUUCUCUCAAGGAUGACUCUCCCGGAGAAAAUCGGGCAGAUGACUCAGAUCGAACGCGCCGUCGCCACUCCCUCCUCCGUCACCGGCCGUUUCAUAGGGAGUUUGUUGAGCGGAGGGGGGAGUAAACCGUCAGAGAAUGCGGCGUCGGAAGAAUGGGCCGUCAUGAUCGACAGAUUCCAGAAGGCGGCGAUAGAGACCCGGUUAGGCAUUCCCAUUCUCUACGGGAUCGACGCCGUACACGGGAACAAUAAUGUUUAUGGCGCCACCAUUUUCCCCCACAAUAUUGGGCUUGGAGCUACUAGGGAUGAAGAUUUAGUGAGAAGGAUAGGGGAAGCAACAGCUCUUGAAGUAAGGGCAAGUGGAGCUCAGUUUGCUUUUGCUCCAUGUGUGGCUGUCAGCAGAGAUCCUAGGUGGGGAAGAUGCUAUGAGAGUUAUGGUGAAAGCACAGAGCUUGUUAGAAAGCUAAGCUCACUUGUCACUGGCUUGCAAGGGCAGGUGCCCCAAGGACAUGUCAAGGGCUACCCUUUUGUUGCUGACAGAAAUAAAGUUGUGGCGUGCGCGAAGCAUUACGUAGGGGAUGGGGGGACAGAGAAAGGAAUAAACGAAGGAAAUACCCUUACAUCGUAUGAUGAACUGAUGAAUGAUCACUUGGCACCAUAUCUGGACUGUUUGUCCCAAGGAGUUUGCACCGUCAUGGCAUCCUACUCCAGCUGGAAUGACAGCAAAAUGCACACCGACUAUCACCUUCUCACCGAGAUUCUGAAAGAAAAACUCGGAUUCAAGGGUUUUGUGAUAUCGGAUUGGGAAGCGCUGGAUAGGCUAAGUAACCCUCACGGCUCGAACUAUCGCGAAUGCAUCUUAUCCUCAAUCAAUGCUGGAAUAGACAUGGUUAUGGUGCCUUUCAGGUUUGAGUUAUAUCUGGAUGAGCUGUUGUCUUUGGCAGAAUCAGGGGAGAUUCCCAUGAGCAGGAUUGACGACGCGGUCGAAAGAAUCCUCAGGGUCAAAUUCGUCUCCGGAAUUUUCGAGCAUCCUUAUGCUGAUAGAUCUUUGUUACAUGUGGUUGGGUGUAAGGAACACAGAGAGGUAGCGCGGGAAGCGGUGCGCAAAUCCUUGGUUCUAUUGAAGAAUGGGAAGAGCCACAACAAACCAUUUCUUCCCUUGGACAAGAAUGCCAAAAAGAUCCUUGUUGCAGGUACCCAUGCUGAUGACCUUGGUUACCAGUGUGGAGGCUGGACUUCUUCUUGGACUGGUUCUAGUGGCAAAAUCACCAUUGGGACGACCAUUUUGGACGCGAUAAAAGAAGUGGUGGGAGAUGAGACAGAAAUAGUGUUUGAGCCGAACCCUUUGCCAGAAACCAUCGCCGCUCAAGAUUUCUCAUUUGCCAUUGUGGCUGUUGGGGAGACGCCGUAUGUUGAGACCGGGGGAGACGACCCGCACCUCAAAAUCCCACUCAACGGUCCGGAGAUAGUGAGCAUUGUUGCGGACCGGAUCCCGACGGUCAUGGUUCUGGUCUCGGGUAGGCCCAUGGUCAUAGAACCGGAGGUAUUGGACAAGGUUGAGUCCCUAGUUGCUGCUUGGUUGCCCGGAUGUGAAGGAAAUGGUAUAACGGACGUUCUCUUUGGGGACUUCCCUUUUCAAGGCAAACUGCCCAUGACAUGGUUUAGAAGCGUUGAUCAACUGCCCGUACAUGCUCGGACGGAGCCCGUAGACCCGUUGUUUCCUUUCGGGUUCGGGCUGACAACAUGAAUGAAUGGAAGAAGAAAGAUGAGAUAUAUUCUCUCAAUGAAAGAGUAUAUGUCAUGGAAUAAUAGGGUUAUUGUUUCAGUUGGUAGUGAUUUCCCAACUGCAUUUAUUAUUGCAUUUAAAUACAGUAAUAUUGAUAAAUGUAAUCAUGUAUAAGCCAUUUCAUGCUAUGUUAUUGUUACUAGUAUUCUAUACUCUGAACUCUAAACAAACAUUGACAAAUUCCACGUACUUAUUUAAUUUGUACGGAGUAUAAUUUUUCUAUAGUUUAACCCCUUAUUUUAUAAUAUAAAAAAUGAAUUGUACUUUCAUUA
Messenger RNA from Cuscuta campestris, 2387 nucleotides. The record is from the annotation of a GenBank genome assembly. Lineage: Eukaryota; Viridiplantae; Streptophyta; Magnoliopsida; Solanales; Convolvulaceae.